This is a messenger RNA of Trypanosoma theileri, 4098 nucleotides long. Its product is annotated as FGF receptor activating protein. The coding region runs from base 1 to 4098 and encodes 1365 amino acids. Lineage: Eukaryota; Euglenozoa; Kinetoplastea; Trypanosomatida; Trypanosomatidae. The record is from RefSeq and is a predicted model, not a curated record. Gene Ontology annotation, cellular component: endoplasmic reticulum. Gene Ontology annotation, biological process: GPI anchor biosynthetic process. The transcript has a single exon.
AUGAUGAAUCAACACAUAUUUGUAUUCCCUUCCUCCUAUGCGGCUGUGACGUAUGGACUCACGGUAGGGACUGGUCUGUUGUUUGCUCUCUUUGUGGGAUUGUGGUUACAUCACAAGGAACUUCUCUCCACCCACUGCGAGACGGCGGAGUAUUGGCCCAGCAUCAGUACACUCAGCGGUGAUUUUCCACCAGAGCGACAAAUAUGGAGAGUGGCUUUUGUGUUGUGUGCGCCAUUUCGACUGGGAGCGACAAUUUCUCUCUUUUCUGUAUUUUGGCAGCGUGGUUGUGGAAAUAUCAACAGUGUAAAUGGUGGGACUUUAAAUGGAAUGAUGAGUAUGAUGCAUUCACCCAUUGCAUUCUUUAAAUCUACUGCUUUCUUAACACUGAUGAUGCUUACAUGGGAUCUUGGUAGACUGAUUGGGGCCUUAACAUGGACAAUGAUAUCCUCUGCAGAGAAUUUAGAACGACAUAAUGUUGGAUUUGGUUUUUAUGUAUUUUUGGGUUUUCUUCUGCAGGUGGUAAUUAACAUUAUCGUUCGACGAAAUACGUAUAAUCUGAAUAUUUAUGCUAGUCAGGAAGAUGCACAUAAAUCACAGCGUCUAAAACGUAUUUGUUUGAUUGGACAAACCACAUCUGCCCUUCUUCUUGUGUUUUUCUAUAUUCGUCAUGUGAUUACAUGCGCUGCGGGGGCAUACAGUUUAUCCACUAUGUGUGAAUGGUCUUUUGCCUCUUUUAACAUAUUAUUUGAUAUGAGUGCUUGGUAUGAAUUAAAGAAAGAUGCAUGGGUAUUUGGCGCAUCCCCACAGGAUUAUCGUCAACUCUUAUUUACACAUUCUUCCUCUUCCGAGGCAAGAGACUCUCAUCGUGGAUCAAAGGAAUUAAAUAAUGGUAUGAACACAGAAGAAGAACCAUUAAAUAUCAGUGAAAAAGAGAAUGAAAGCGAAAAUAGCUAUAAUAAUAAUAAUAAUAAUAUAUAUGCUUUUAGAAUUUUAUCAACCGAUUCUAUAGAUAGAAAGAAUGUAGUAGUACAUGAAUUUAAUCCUUUUUGUGCUCCAUCUAAUGCUUCCAUGUGGUUAGUGGAUAUUUACUGGUGUUAUUUAUUCUGGGAAAUGAUUAUGCAUCUUGUUGAACACAUGUACUUUAUGCCACUUGUAGCGAUGUCUAUUUCUUGGGAGUUGGUAAGUAUAUUUGCAUUCUGUUCACCUAUAUUACUUCAUUUGGCUCCAUUCCGUCGUUGGGCGUUGGGAUAUAUUCCUUGUUUUCAAACUCCAAGAAAAGGAAGUAGUAGUAGUAGUGGUAGUGAGGGAAUGAUCUCGAGAAGACAACGUAUUCCAAUGUUUAUUCUCUUUUACUUUCUUACGUCUCUUUCGCAUUUUCAUUUAUUUGUUCGACAUUCAGAGCGAUUAAAACUUCUGGCAGUGGCGGUAGGACCAUUUUUUCUCUCAUUAGCAACUUUCUGUCGCUUUUUAUAUCCAUAUGCAUCUACCAAUGACAGUAGUGAUGAUAGUCGUCGUUUAUUGUAUUGUUUUCCAUUAGCGCUUACUGCUAUUAUGUUGGUACGUGUCUUGUUUCUCACACAAGAUCCCGUAUUUACACAUCCUUUAUAUGGUGGUUUGUUUGGUAUUAUUCUGGGUAUUGUUGCCACUGUAUUUAUAUACAGGCAAGUCAUGUUUGGAGAUGCAACGUCUACUAUUAAUACUAAUACUAAUAAUAAUAAUAAUACUAAUAAUAAUAAUAAUAAUAAUAGUAAUAAUACUAGUAAUAGUACUCAUAGUGAUAGCAGGGAUAUGCAAGAUUUAUCUAUAAGAACAGAUGACUCUCGACAGGUACACUUUUCUCGACCGUGUCUUUCUAAUAGUAUUACAGCAUGGGUGACAUCAUAUCCACCAUCCUCACCGUUUCUAUUGGGAUUACUUUUUGGUCUUCUCACAACGGUUUCCCUUACAUUCUACACCUGUUCUAAUUAUAUCCCACGACUUCUUGCCAUUGAUCCAUAUCCAGCCAAUCUACUUGUUAUUAUUUCUUUUGUAUUGGGUCUUUACCACUCACAAGAUGUGGUGCCUCUUUUGGCUCAAGAAAAAGAUGGAAAUAAACGGAAUAGUUCUUUUAUUGCCUCUUGGCUACGUGUUGGUGUUGGACUUUUGGGUGGAUGUCUAACUAUGUUACUAGCCACUAGACAAACCAACCGCUCCUAUGAACUUCGACAUGAACAUUACCCAACCACUACAGAAAGUAUAAGAGCAAAUGUUGAUAUUCGAAAUUGGGCAGUGGAAUCAAAUUUCUUUGGUAAUAAAUAUAUUGCCUUUACUGGGGGAAUUGUAAUGACAUUCUUUAUUGGAGCCUUGUAUCCAAUUAUUAUGGAACUUGUGUUUAUACAACAACGUGUACGUUAUCUCUCUGCUAUUUCGUUUGCAGACUUAUCUGAUUCUCCAAAGGCAAUUACGGAAUUUACAUCUACACGUGUGAUUUCAUUUGAACUUGUUUGGUCACUGACAACUUUUGUGGUUGUAUUUAUGUACGCCUCAUGUGUUUCUUAUCCAUUUGUUCCUAUGGGAUGGAUUUUACGUGAACGUUCUGUAUUUAUACACUUUUCCAAUGUAUGUGGGAUCUUUCUAUGUACCUGGUAUUUAGCCUAUCGAGUGAGAAGUGGGAUAUCACAGAAGGAAACUAAAUCUAAUUCAGCUAAAAAACAAAGACGGAUGCCAAUAUUUAUGAUGAUAUUAUUGGGAUUAAUAUUCUUUUUCUUUAUUAUUUGUCGUGAGGCCUUACAACCACCAGAUCGUAGUAUUCCAGAAGGGAAAAAAACAGCCUUUGAUCUUCCAAUGGAAGUCCUUUCUGUACAUAAGGCAUUAACAAAUUUAGAAAAAAUACGAAAUGUCGCUACAGAUCCACUUUUAAAAGGUUAUGAACGUACUUUUACAGAGGAAGAUUAUAACAGUAAACGAUCUUUACUUGAAGAUGUAAUUAAAGGAACCAAUAAAACAAAAUAUAAGAUUUCUGAUGUACCAGAGGAAUUUAAUAUUACCCUUGAUCAUCUUUCAUCGGAUCAACGUUCUGAAGUAUGGGAAGCGGCAAGUGAAAUGACUUUCUUUAGUGGUAUGAUAUGGACAGUCCAUUUUGCCCUAGAUAAUUUUAAUACAGACUCCUUAAGUCGAAUGGCAAAAGAAGCUAUUAAAACUAAUGCUGGAGUUGUAGGUCUUUUGGAAAGUGAUUCUAUGCAUGUAACUAAUGGUAAUAGAGAUAUGGUGGAAUAUAUGUCGUAUCAUCUCGGUUACCGUUAUACCAGUUAUGGUCCUACAGUAUUAGAUAAUACGUAUGGAUGUGCGAUGAUAUCUAAAUAUCCAAUCCUGCAGGUAAAACGAUAUAUUAUGCCUUCUCCUUUAGGUGAAUUGGCAUGUCUUAUUCAUGCUGAAUUGGAUGUAUUUGGUAUUCCCAUUCAAACCUAUGUGGGUCACUUUGGUAAUACCGAACAUUGGGCAGAUGGACUUUUACAAUCUCAAUUCCUUGGUCGCCUCGUCUCAUCUAAUCCAGGUCCAUCCAUGUUUCUUGGUUACGUGGUAUCUUAUCCUGGCAAUCCAGAACGCUAUCACUAUUACGCUUCUCAGAAAAAACCGGGUUUCCUGCGAGAUACGGCACUUGAAAUGUAUAGAGAUCACGCCUGGUAUCGUAUGGAGGAACGUGGGGGAUAUGAUGAACCCGAACCAGAGAAAACUACAGUGGCUCCAGGCACACCCAUUGAUUUUAACGUGGAGUGGAAACUUGAACAUGUGAAGGAACUGGAAAAGGGAAUGAAAACAGAUGUAUCAUUUCGACGAACACCAGAAGGACAACCAUUACGGUAUUUUCAGUAUAAUGAUACGGGUAUUAUUACGAAUUAUCAUCCUCGUUUUGAAUUCAUUGAUCGUUACUGUCAAUAUAUAUUUUACAAAACUGGCAGCACGAAGGAUGAGUUGCCAGAAGGACGUUCAAAACUUCAGCCAAUGGAAUUAUAUUUAUAUGAUUGGCACCGAGUCCUCACAAAGGCCGUGACGAGUCUCUCCGAUACGGAAAUACAAGUGGUGCGGUUGGGAUUUAAAUUCCAUCGCCCAGGUUUAUGA